UUAGGGUUCUUCAUUUUCAUCUUCCACUGUUGUCAAGACUUCACCGUAACAAAGCAAAACUUGAAUACGAUUUUGCACUCUCUGAAUACGAUUUCGCACACUCACUCUGAUUACGCUUUAGAUUCGAAGUUAAAAAAGGUAUGGGUGUUUUUGGUGUAGUAUUUCACCAUGGGGGACACUUCGUGCAAGAGGGUCAUAUGUAUUACAGAGGGGGUAGCGACACUAUUGUUGAAGGUCAGGAUGAAGAUAAAUGGAGUUUUUUUGAAGCUGUUAGUUUGGUUAGGGAUUGGGGAUAUGAAGGUUUUAGGCUAUGGCGAAAGAUACCGCAACUAGAUGAAGGCUUUAUGAAUGUUGUUGAUGAUGCAGCUUGUGUAGAAAUUGCUAAGCAUUGUAUGGCUUGUAAGGUUGAUGGCCAUAUUUGGGUGGAGCAUGGUGUCAAGGACAUGAUGACCAAGGUGGUUCAUCCUAAUGUGGAUGACUUCAGCACAUCUAGUGAAACUGAGAGCAGUGGUUCUGAUACUGAUGCAGGAGAAUGUUUCGAUGAUAGUGAAGAGGAAAGAGUGAUUGAAGUAGAAGAUGAACAAUUCGAUCAAGUGGAGGUAGUUCUGCCCGAGAGUGGGAAUAGGGUGAAUGUCCAUGGGAAAUCUUUGAGAUUCGAGCGUUGUGCAUCCAAGGAUCCCAAAAACAUGAAAGCCAAAAGCAUGGUAAAGAAGGUUAAUCUAUUGGUGCCCAAGAGUGUCUUAGGAUCUAGUUCAAAGAGGAAUACAACCAAUGAUGAAGAUGUGGAUUAUGCUAGUGAGGAACUUGAUAGUUCAGAUGCUGAUGAAAGUGAUAUGGGUGAGAAACCUUCCAAGCCAAAGUAUGACAAGUUCAGAUCAGAGCUGCUCAACAAAGACUUUCAAUUCAAAUUAGGUAUGGAGUUCAAAUCUCUCUCUGAAUUUAAAGAUGCUAUUAGGGAGUGGUCUGUAUUAAAUGGUAGAGAGAUAAGUUUUGUUAAGAAUGAGAGUUAUAGGGUUAGGGUUGAGUGCAAGGGUAAAUGUGGCUUUUUGGCAUUAUGUAGUAAAGUGGGAGACAGUCACACAUACCAGAUAAAGACUUGGGUGGGGACCCACACAUGUGCAAGGGUAUUAAAUAACAAGUCUGCCAAUUCCAAGUGGGUUUCUAAGUUAGUGGUUGAAAAGAGGAAAUCACAAGGGAAAGUAAAGUUGUCUGAAAUUAUGGCUGAGCUUAGACAGAAAUAUGCAGUAGGCAUCACCAAAGGAAAAGCUUGGAGAGCAAAAGCUAUUGCUGAUGAAAUAAUUGAAGGUGAUGCAAAGGAACAGUAUAAUAUGUUGUGGAGUUAUGCAGCUGAGUUGAGAAACCAUUGUGCUGGUAAUACUGUCAAGAUAAACACUGAGAGACCACAUCCAACACUACCACCAAGAUUUGGGAGGUUUUAUUUCUGUUUGGAUGGCUGCAAGAAAGGGUUUACCCAUGGUUGUAGACCAUUUAUAGGUGUAGAUGGGUGUCAUCUUAAGACACAAUAUGGAGGUCAACUGUUAAUUGCUGUAGCAAGGGACCCAAAUGACCAAUAUUAUCCUUUGGCAUUUGGUGUGGUGGAGACCGAGACAAAGGAAAGCUGGAGAUGGUUUAUGCAAUUGCUGAUGGAAGACAUUGGAUCUGAGAGAAAGUAUGUUUUUAUAUCAGAUCAACAAAAGGGGCUUGUUAGUGUUUUUGAGGAGAUGUUUGAACAGAUAGAACAUAGGGUGUGCCUCAGACAUCUGUAUGCAAAUUUCAAGAAGAAAUUUGGUGGUGGAGCUGCCAUUAGGGACCUUUUAAUGGGGGCUGCCAAGGCCACAUACUUCCAGGCUUGGGAGAAGAAGAUGAAUGAGCUUAAGCAACUUGACAAGAAGGCAUGGGAUUGGUUGAUGGGAGUGCCAACAAAACUGUGGUGUAAGCAUUCUUUUUCAUUUUACCCUAAGUGUGAUGUUUUGAUGAAUAAGUGGAAGCAUAAUGUCAUGCCUAAUCCUAGGAAAAGGCUUGACAAGGAAACUCAUUUUAGUGGAGAAUGGCUGCCUACAUGGAGUAGUGGUGAUUUGUGGCAAGUUCAUCACCCAUAUAAUGGGUUGCAGUUUGUUGUUGACAUUGGGAAGAAAAGUUGCACUUGUUGCUUUUGGGAUCUUGUAGGCAUACCUUGUAGACAUGCUGUUUCUGCCUUGCAAUAUCAGAAUUUAGAUCCUGAAAAGUAUGUUGAUCCUUGUUACAUGAGAGAUGCUUAUAGGGCAUGUUAUGAAAACAAUGUUAGUCCAAUAAAUGGCAUGGACAUGUGGCCCACUGUGGAUGCUGAAAAUUUGUUGCCACCACAAUACAAGAAGGGACCUGGAAGGCCUAAGAAACUGAGGUUUAGAGAGUUGGAUGAGAGUGGAUCAAGGAUGAGAAGGGUAGGUGUAUCCUAUAGAUGCACAAAGUGUGACAAAUUGGGCCACAAUUCUAGGAAGUGUCAAGCUACUGAGCAAAAUCCUAAUGCACUCAAGAGAAAGAGGAAGACACCCAGGACCAAAGUAUCAAGAAAACAUGUACAAGAGCCGGCUCCAACUGAGGCAGCUCCAACUGAGGCAGCUCCAACUGAGGCAGCUCCAACUGAGGCUCAAACUGAGGCAGUUCCAUCUGUGAUUGAAGACCCAGAGUUGGAUGCAUUGCUUAAUGAUAUGAUGUCUCUCUUUGAAGAACAAACAUCACAAGUUGAUAACCCACACAACCUGCUGUUAUGCAACCUGCUGCUGCAACAAGUGUUCCUUUAG
Molecule: messenger RNA, 2780 nt
Organism: Vicia villosa (hairy vetch)
Lineage: Eukaryota; Viridiplantae; Streptophyta; Magnoliopsida; Fabales; Fabaceae
Exons: 4
Coding region: 141-2780 (879 amino acids)
Molecular function (GO): zinc ion binding; nucleic acid binding
Source: RefSeq, a predicted model, not a curated record